AUGGCUGAACCAGAACUGAAAAAGAGCAAAGUCUCAAUGCUAGAAGUAAAAAGUCGCUCGAAUACUCGUUCUAUGGCGGCCUUAGGUCCCAAAUCUAUGAGUAGGCUGAAGGUGCGCCGUCAGUCCUAUGGGUUUGGUGGAGUACCUGGCAUACGGCCUGUGGAGAGAACGUCAAAUCUUGCCAUCGAGUUUAAACGUCCGCCUCUCUUAUUCCUACCGACUUACCAGCUGAAUCCAAACUAUCCUUUUCAUGUUCCAACGGUACAAAAUGCAGCCGACGCCUUGCUUGAUGAACAUUUUACGGACCAUAAAUAUAACGCACAGGAGUCUCCAGCACUAGCUUUACGUUUAGCUGGAGAACUAAUGCGCAAUUUGAAGUCUUUGCAAUUCAAUCGAUACAGAAUCAUCACAGUGGUCACCAUCGGACAAAAGAGAGCCCAGAGCUAUAAUAAUGCUAUUUCUUUCCUUUGGGAUCAUGAGAGAGACAACUACAUAGAUAGGCAGAGAGAGGUGAACUCUGCGUUCAUUCAAGUUACCGUUUUUGGCAUUUAUUUAGAUUAA
Messenger RNA from Pieris macdunnoughi, 561 nucleotides. NCBI's taxonomy places the organism in Eukaryota, Metazoa, Arthropoda, Insecta, Lepidoptera, Pieridae. The record is from the annotation of a GenBank genome assembly.